CACACAGUCGCUACGUGGAGGAGGAACGGGAUACGAUUCUACGACAACUGGUACAACGGCAACCACUCUCUCGCGCGCGCUGAGCCGCCCGAGUGGAAAGCUCUCGAGAGCUCCUCUUCCUGCCGCCAUGGCGAGCCCAAUGAUGACGAGAAAGAGAGAUGCUACACAGGAGUUUCUCAACAGUCUGUCAGAUCCGUUCAGUACAGCAAUUCAAGGCGAAGCGGCCUUGGCCUCUCUCGUUACAUCCGUCGUCCUGGCUGCCAUCUUGGCCCUCGUCUUCUGCUUCCUGCGACCCUACAACAGUGUCGUCUACGCCACACGAGCGAAAUACGCCGAUUCGAAACAUGCGCCGCCUCCGAUCAACAAAGGCCUGUUUGGCUGGAUCAGGCCACUGAUUCAGACGAAAGAGCCAGACUUGGUGCGCACCGUCGGUUUAGAUGCCGCUGUCUUUAUGCGAGUAUGCCGCAUGCUGAGGGACAUCUUCACCAUUCUGGCCGUGCUGGGCUGUGGCAUCGUCAUUCCGAUCAACCUGUGGGGAGCUGCGACGGCAUGUGGUGGUGCACCCACAUGCUACAAUGACAACGUGAAGUGGUUCAACAAGAUGCAGCCACAGUACAUGUAUGCGAGCGAAAAGUUCUGGGCAUAUCCGGUGGUGGCCUGGCUCUUCGAUCUGGUCAUUGUCUUUUUCUUGUGGAGGAAUUACAGGGCCAUCACGACGAUGCGCAGGCAAUACUUUGAGAGCGAGGAUUAUCAGCGGAGCUUACACGCCAGGACUCUGCUGCUCACGGAUAUCCCGACAGCCAUGCGAUCAGACGAGGGCAUCGCGAGGAUCACCGACCAGGUGAAGGCCACGCCAGAUAUGCCCAAAACAUCCAUCGCUCGCAACGUCAAGGACUUACCAGACUUGGUAGAAGAGCACGAGAAAUGCGUUCGCGAGCUCGAAGAACAUUUGGCCAAGUAUUUGAAGAAUCCAGACCGGCUGCCUCCAACCAGACCCCGGUGUAAACCACACAAGGAGGAUAAAUCGUACGGGACAUAUGCGAGAGGGACGAAAGUGGAUGCGAUCGAAUACUUGACCGGACGGAUCAAGGAGCUGGAAAUGGAGAUUAGAGAAGUGCGACAGAGUGUGGACAAGCGCAAUCCCAUGUCAUAUGGCUUCGCAUCGUACCAGCAAAUCACUUCUGCACACUGUGUGGCAUAUGCAGCGCGGAACAAGAGGUCUCAAGGAUCUUUGAUUCAACUGGCGCCGAAACCGAACGCAAUCGUCUGGAAGAAUUUGAAGAUGUCCCAUGGUCAAAGGAAGCGACGCGACUUUGUCAACGGCUUGUGGAUUGUGCUCCUCACAUUGGCGUGGGUCGCACCCAACAUCAUGAUUGCAGUCUUCUUGGCCAACCUGUCGAAUCUCGGCAAGGUAUGGCCGGCGUUUCAAAGGAAUUACCUUGCCCAUCGUACCUGGUGGGCCAUCGUCCAAGGUGUGGCCGCCCCUGCGCUGACGACAGCCUUCUACUUCUAUCUGCCUGCCAUCUUCCGCAAACUCUGCAUCAAGGCUGGAGACUUCACCAAAAGCAGCCGAGAACGACAUGUCUUCCGCAAUUUGUACAGCUUCUUCAUGUUCAAUAAUCUGAUCGUGUUCUCGCUGUUUGCUUCCGUCUGGUCCUGGGUCGCAAGUCUUAUCGGUGGAGCUUCCUUUGCAGACAGUCAGCCGUUCCACCAGAUCGUCGUGGGAUUGUGCAACGUGUCCACUUACUGGAUCUCAUGGAUGCUGCAACGUAAUCUCGGUGCUGCGGUCGACCUCAGUCAGUUAUGGACGCUGGUCUGGGGAUCAUACUCGAGACGCUUCCUGUCACCAACGCCUCGGAGAACGAUCGAGCUGUCCGCGCCUCAGUCAUUUGAUUACGCGGGCUACUAUAACUAUUUCCUGUUCUACACCAGCGUGGCUCUCACUUUCGCCACGAUCCAGCCGCUCGUACUCGCAGUGACCGCAUUGUACUUCUGGAUGGACUCCUACAUGAAGAAGUACCUGAUCCUGUAUGUGUUUAUUACCAAAUACGAAUCGGGAGGCAUGUUCUGGCGCUCCGUCUUCAAUCGAUUGCUCUUCGCGACCUUCUUUGGCAACCUCAUCAUUGCACUGAUCCUUGCGGCGCAAGGCUUCCUCGACGUUCGAUGGCCGAUGCUGGCAGCAUUGGUCCCCCUACCGCUGUUGUUGAUCGGCUUCAAAGUCUAUUGCAUGAGGACUUUUGACGAUGACAUUUACUACUACCAGACUGGCAAGGGCCUACAAUCGAAUGAAGCGUCGGCGAUGAUCGACGGCAAGAAGCGCAAGGGUGAUCGAGUGGGUGUUCGGUUCGGACAUCCCGUGCUGUACAAGCCACUCAUCACUCCGAUGGUCUCAUCGAAGAGUCAGCAUUUGUUAAAACAGAUAUACACCGGACGUACGUCCGUCGACGAGAGUGCGACCAUGGGCGGGUACAGCGAUGUGUACAUGGAGAACAUGAAUGCUCGUGCCCCAGGCAAGAAGGCACAAGACAGGAACAGUCUUGGGUGGGAGGUGGUGGACGAACACAACAUGGACUUUGAGAACUUCAAGAACCGUCCAGAGUUCCGAGAUGAGGCCGGUGGAGAUGGCGAGCUGUAUGGUCGUGCAGGUGACGUGAUUCGGCCGGGUACGCCAAGCUCGAUCGCCACUGGUCUGACGAGGGCCGGCACCUGGGAUUCCGAGUACGGCCAUUCACGAGAAGCCUCUGGUAACUCUGAGUGGCAUGAUCGAAGCGGCAGUGUCUCGCGAGAGACAUCACGAACCCGGGUGGCGGAUGCGGGCUAUACCAUGCCUGCGGGCUACCAUCAAGCACCAUUGAACCUGCGCGGUGAGUCGCCCAUGGGACGAUCAAUUGGUCAACUAUCUCGGCAGCAAAGCAGGGAGAAUCUGGUCCAGCACUCGGCGCAGAUGGGCCACAGCACACCUGGCGAUGUGGGUGGUGGGUAUGGCCCUGUACGAUAUGGCAAUGUUCCUGGGGAUACGCCAGGCGAUGAUCCUUAUGAACAAGAUACGAGUUAUGACUAUUUCCGACGCGGGAGGACAGGCAACCGAUAGACGGAGGGGAGUGCAAACAUGGAGAAAGGACUGUACGAAUGCAUGUGAGAAGGGGCGGGCGUUUUCAGGGAUCGAAUCGCCUUUGCAGGGGUGUAGUAAUCAUAGCGAUGGUUUGGGCAUGGGCAUGGGCAUUUGCGUGCAUUAUUGUGGGGUAUCAGGAGAUAGACAGCAUUGCUGCAGCUGCAGCAGCAUCAUCAUCAUCAUCAUCAUCAGAAC
Sphaerulina musiva SO2202 is the source of this 3307-nucleotide messenger RNA. Its product is annotated as DUF221-domain-containing protein. The coding region runs from base 128 to 3091 and encodes 987 amino acids. The transcript has 2 exons. Gene Ontology annotation, cellular component: plasma membrane. NCBI's taxonomy places the organism in Eukaryota, Fungi, Ascomycota, Dothideomycetes, Mycosphaerellales, Mycosphaerellaceae. Gene Ontology annotation, molecular function: calcium-activated cation channel activity. The record is from RefSeq and is a predicted model, not a curated record.